AUGGCGGGGGCCGGGGAAGGGCACCGUGGAGUCCGGGGCGCUUCGUUCGCUGGCCGUCUGGGGUCCCGAGUCCCUUCCCCGCCCGACGCCCCCGGCCCUCGGACGCCCGCAGGGAGGCCAGCCCGGCUGUCGCUGCUGUCCCGGCCGGAGGCGCCGCGGGGCUCAGGGGGCUCCAAGCGCCGCGCCCUCGAGGGGGCCGGGCGGAGCAGGCGGCGCCGCCGGCGGGGCGGGAGCAGAGGAGGCCCUCCCCCUUUGGGGCUGCAGCCCGACGGAGCUGCCGGGGGGAGCGGAGAGGGGCGGCGGCAGCAACAAGGGCGGCGGACCAGCCCCCCCCCCCCAAAAGCAGAGGGGCGCGGGCGGGGUCUCGGAGCCCCCUCCCCCUCGGGCCACUCUUUGUCCCCCGCCCCCUCCCUUAGCCAGCCCGGCUGUUCGGGGCGGAGGGCGGGGCGCCAUGGCGGGGGGCGGCCGGAGGAGGCGGCGGCGGCGGCGGGGGGCAGCAGCCUAAAGGGCCGCGAUGGGCGCCGGACACGCCAAGCAGCAGCAGGGCAGCCCGGUUGUUUUUCUUCGACCCGGAUGUCAUUGGGUAUUGCAACGUCAGUAAUCCACAAUUUAUUGUUCUCGACGAUGGUAAUGUCUGGUAAAGGCAGUUCAAGCAUCUCAUCUGACGUGAGUUCAAGUACAGAUUACACACCAACCAAAACGCAAAAGAAUGCAGCCACCAGCGAAGGCCGCUCUGAGGGUGAGCCUGGCUCAGGACGAUUUAAAGCAGCCACGGCUUGGGACCGAGAGAGCUGAGUUGUGGCUAGCCUGGGGUGCGCGUGGCAGUUUUUCCACAGGAAGCUUUGGUGCUGGAGGUUGACUGUGGGAUAUGGUGAGAAAUGGAGAUGGUGAA
Molecule: messenger RNA, 892 nt
Organism: Sphaerodactylus townsendi
Lineage: Eukaryota; Metazoa; Chordata; Lepidosauria; Squamata; Sphaerodactylidae
Product: collagen alpha-1(I) chain-like
Exons: 5
Coding region: 1-795 (264 amino acids)
Source: RefSeq, a predicted model, not a curated record